This is a messenger RNA of Triticum dicoccoides, 929 nucleotides long. RefSeq lists its product as uncharacterized. The transcript has 2 exons. NCBI's taxonomy places the organism in Eukaryota, Viridiplantae, Streptophyta, Magnoliopsida, Poales, Poaceae. The record is from RefSeq and is a predicted model, not a curated record. Bases 138 to 830 code for a protein of 230 amino acids.
UACAGCCAUAUCUACACCGGAACUCUCCCAACCCUUUUGCCAGCGCCGCCGCUGCUGCUCGUCACCCGCAAGCGUCCGCUUGGGCAACAUUUCUUUCAUCAUUGGCGCCGACGAAGCUAGACCAGAUACGGUCCUUGAUGAUUAGUGCCACUGCCAACAACACCGCGCUUUCUUAUGAGUCUUUGACCGAGAUAUACAACAUCCUCAGAGAGGAAACCCGGAAGGCGGUGACACUGCCGGCUCCCAAACUCUGUCGGAUGGCGGUGAGCAUUCUCACAAGAAAGAGGGAGGCCUAUGCUCACCAGCAGAGCUUCAUUCGCGGUAGGAUUGAACAGCUACUGCUGGAAUACGCGCGUCGCCAUCCUUCAGAAACAAAAUAUGAUUUGGAUUUUAUAUGCGGUGUAGCCGUAACAUUAACCGGUCACCAGGAUCAAUGCUACCACGUCAAUUUCAUGGCAGCUACCAAAUCGACAUCCAAGAACACACUUUUCUUUGCCGAGGUUUGGUGGGCAUAUCAAGAUCAGUCAAAGCCUUCCGUAUGCUGCCCUCUGCCCCAACCGUAUACCAUGGGUCGUUGCUACUACGGCCAGGAGUCCGCACGUAAGCUCGCCUAUCCGGAUGACUCCAUCGACUAUUUCUCACGCGACAUUACUCAUGGCGGACUAGAUGACACAGAAGGCAUACUAAACACGGACUUUUUGUACUUCGACUCCGAGAGGGACGUCGGGCUUGCCAAGGUCUUGCAGAGGAUGGGCAAGAAAGAAGAGGUCAUGCAAAGGUCCUCUACUGGAAGGCGUGCUGAAUGGACCGCCGGUGUUCCUCUGUGCUAGCUAGGUUUAUUCAUGCUUUGAAUUAUUAUGUAGAAAUGUUUGGAGAAAGCUGGAUACAGUAGUUAACGAGAAUAGUUGGGUGUGGAUUAGUGUGAACCU